This is a messenger RNA of Gaeumannomyces tritici R3-111a-1, 237 nucleotides long. RefSeq lists its product as hypothetical. The transcript is spliced from 2 exons. NCBI's taxonomy places the organism in Eukaryota, Fungi, Ascomycota, Sordariomycetes, Magnaporthales, Magnaporthaceae. The coding region runs from base 1 to 237 and encodes 78 amino acids. The record is from RefSeq and is a predicted model, not a curated record.
AUGCACUUUGUCAGCUGCCUUGCCGGCCACUCAACCUCGCCUCUGGACACUGACGAGGACGGCGACAAGGGCGGUAGACAAGACUCGACACACACGCUCAGCAAGUGGCGGCAAACCCGCAAGAAGGUUCCAGUGCGAGCUCGGCAGAAGAAGGCCAGCGCAACGAGACGCCGAGAAGCACGACCUGGCGAGCGGAAGCAGAUGCCAAUUCGGCCCACCCCCGACGUCCUGGGCUGA